This is a messenger RNA of Oryctolagus cuniculus (rabbit), 12411 nucleotides long. It is a transcript of the gene CEP128, whose product is annotated as centrosomal protein 128. Lineage: Eukaryota; Metazoa; Chordata; Mammalia; Lagomorpha; Leporidae. The record is from RefSeq and is a predicted model, not a curated record. Gene Ontology annotation, cellular component: centriole; spindle pole.
UCUUGGUGUCUCGUUGCCCUUUGGAGGAAAUGGACUACAAUUCCCAGAGGGCCAAGCGGCAGCAGCGGGGUUCCCGCACUCUCUCAGCGGCUGGGCGGCUAGUUCAAGUUGCCAUAGCGGCGAGUCUGGGGAGGAUAGAGUCGGUUGCGCCGCAGUGUUUGGUCAGUUGCACCUUCUAGGUGACUGGAAGCGGCGGGAACUGGGUAGGGCCUCGGCCAUGAAAGGGCGCUAAGGACCCGGAGUCAGCCCCUGUCUCAGGACUUAUGUACAUCAAUGGCAGAAUCGUCCAGUGAUUCAGACCGCUUCCACUGUCAUGACCGAUUGAGUCGAUGGGCUGCCAGGUCAACUCACAGGGGAAUUCGAAGUCAUCCUGCAGUAGACGUCACCGAGAAGGUCAACACUAUCACCAGUACUUUACAGGACACCAGUCGAAACCUGAGACAAGUGGACCAGAUGCUUGGACGAUACCGAGAAUAUAGUAAUGGACAGGCUGGUGCUAUAGAACAAUUAAAAGAAAGCUUGGAACAUUCAAUAGGUCAACUACGGAGUCAGCGUUUAUUGAGAAACUCAGGAGCAAGAAGUAUUUCUGUUACAAGUCUGAGUGCCAGUGACUUUGAUGGUGACACUGUGACAGAAAGCCACCGCAUUCCACCUACCUCACCUCUCAAGGACUAUGGGGAUUCCCAGGGCAUUAAACGAAUUAGGUCCAAAACUGGUGUCCGGUUUGUUCAGGAGGCUGAAGAUGUGGCCCAGCUUCAUGCUUUUCAUCAGUCCCUCCGAGACCUCAGCAGUGAACAGAUUCGCCUUGGAGAGGAUUUCAACAGGGAACUUUCCAGAAGAAGCCGGUCAGAUGCCGAAACAAAAAGGGUUUUGGAAGAAUUGACCGAAAAACUUAAUGAAGCCCAGAAACAAGAAGUGGUUUCAGAUCGGGUGGAGCGGAGGCUUCGGGAAAUAGAAAGAGAGAUGCGCACAGAAAGAGAGCUGGUGGAAAGGCGUCAGGAUCAACUGGGUCUUAUGUCCUUGCAGCUACAGGAGGCCCUGAAGAAACAAGAAGUUAAAGCAGAUGAGAAUGAGGGUGUAAUCAAAAAUAAGCUAAGACAAACUGAAAAUGAGAAGAGUCAACUGGAACAGGAAUUGGAGCUAUCUCGAAGGUUACUGAAUCAGUCAGAAGGCAGCAGAGAAACACUUCUGCAUCAGGUACAAGAACUGCGAACACAGCUAACAAAAGCAGAAGGUGAUCGAAAGGGUCUACAACAUCAAGCAUCUCCAGUUACCAGGCAACAGUCAAACCAUCAGGAUGAACAAGGGGAUGACUGGAAGUUUAGAAGAGGGGUAGAGCGGGAAAAACAGGAUCUGGAGAAGCAGAUGACAGAUUUGAGAGUGCAGCUGAACUUCAGUACAAUGGCAUCCGAGUUAGAGGAAGUAAAGCGGUGCAUGGAGCGCAAAGACAAGGAGAAAGCACAUUUGUCAGCACAAAUACAGAAUUUAACACAUGAAUUGGAGAGCAGAGAAAAACAACAGCUGCACAUGUUGGAUCAACUAAAGGAGAUCCAGAAUCACUUUGAGACAUGCGAGGCCGAACGCAAGCGUGCUGACCUCCAGAUCUCAGAACUGACGCACCACGCAGAGGAUGCCACCAAGCAGGCCGAGCGGUACCUCAGUGAGUUGCAACAGUCGGAGGCCCUGAGAGAGGAGGCGGAGAAGAGGCGAGAAGACCUGAAACUGAAAGCUCAAGAAUCCAUUAGGCAGUGGAAGCUUAAGCAUAAGAAAUUAGAGCGAGCAUUGGAGAAACAGUCUGAAACUCUUGAUGAACUGACAGAAAAGAACAAUCAGAUUCUGAAAGAAAAGGAUGAGUUGAAAAACCAGCUUUAUGCAGCAUUACAACAAAUAGAGAGUCUUAGAAAGGAGUUGAAUGACGUCUUAACCAAGCGUGCCCUUCAAGAGGAGGAGCUUCACUCUAAGGAAAAGAAACUGAGUGAUGUUAAGUCUCAUCAAACUGAACUUGAGCUAGAAGUCAAGAAUUCCCUGGAUAACAUCCACAGACUAGAAAGUGAAUUGAAAAAGCAUAGUAAGAUUCAAAACCAGAUGAAAGUUGAGAAAGCUCACCUGGAGGAAGAAAUCACAGAGCUAAGAAAGAGCCAGGCUCAGGACAAAGCUAAGCUUCUUGAGAUGCAAGAGUCCAUUAAGGACUUGAGUGCCAUUCGAGCAGAUCUUGCUAACAGAUUGGCUGAGGAAGAGCGAGCCAAGAAAGCGGUCCUCAAGGACCUUGCUGACCUCACAACACAGGUAAAGUCCAAGGAUGAAGAGGCAGCGACAGUCAUCACACAAUUAAAGCUGGAGCGAGAUGUUCACCAGAGGGAGCUGGAAGAUCUCACAUCCUCAUUGCAGAGUGUGAAAACGAAGCAUGAACAGAAUAUCCAGGAGCUGAUGAAGCACUUUAAGAAAGAAAAGACUGAAGCUGAGAAUCACAUUAGGACCCUGAAGGCCGAAAGUGUAGAAGAUAAGAAUAUAGCUAAAGUCCAUCGUUGUCAGCUAGAGAAGCUGAAGUCACAGUGUGAGAGACUGACAGAGGAGUUAAGCCAGAAUGAAAAUGAGAACAAAAAGUUGAAGCUAAAAUAUCAGUGUUUGAAGGACCAGCUAGAAGAAAAGGAGAAACAUAUAAGCAAAGAAGAAGAGCACUUAAGAAGAAUGGAAGAGGCCAGACUGCAGCUCAAGGAUCAACUGCUUUGUCUGGAGACUGAACAGGAGUCCAUUCUUGGGGUGAUAGGGAAGGAAAUUGAUGCAGCUUGCAAAACCUUCUCUAGGGACUCCAUGGAAAAAUUGAAAGUUUUUUCAUCUAGUCCUGAUAUACAUUAUGACGCACAUCGCUGGUUAGCAGAAAGCAAGACUAAACUUCAGUGGCUCUGUGAGGAACUGAAAGAAAGAGAAAACAGAGAGAAAAAUCUGCGACACCAGCUGAUGCUCUGCAGACAACAACUCAGGGACCUGACUGCCAAUAAGGAAUCUGAGCUCCAGUGCCUCUUUGAACAGAUAGAAAGGCAGGAGCAGCUGCUGGAAGAAAUCCAUCAGGAGAAGAGAGCUCUUUAUUACUUCGUACCUACACGGAUUGCAGAAGCUUCUUAAUUGCAAGAUCAUCUUAACCUGUAGGCCCUGCCUUCCUCUGGACUGGUCUUCACCCCUGUGACUGCUAGAGCCCAAGACCGAUGACUUUCCCAGGCAGCGCACUCCUGUGGGUGUUUUCAAGGUCACUCUGUUUCCUAGGCUCCAGUUAACUGGUUCUUAACCGUUUCUCUGCUGUUUAAUAAAGUAUUUGGUAAGAGUUGACAUGUUAAAGUAGUAUCCUUGAAUAUGCUCAAAUUAACACACAAAGGACAUAAUUCAAACUUUGGUUUUAUAUUUUUUAAUUUUUUUGUAAUAGAUUACCUGUAACACACCCACAAUUGACUUCUAGCUAACAGUGUUUUAUUAGACAAACCAAACCAAGCACACAUACACACUACAACACAUUGCUGUUCUAAUCAGUUCUGCAAGAUGAAUCUUCAUUACAGCUUUGUUUCCUUGACUUCCUGGCUCAGAAACCUUGAGUGAUUUUCCUACACCUGAACAAAUAAUGUUCAUGGUGUUAGAAGGAACUUCAUCAUGUUUUGCCCUGUUUUCCUAUGUAAAUUGUACCCUUUUAAAAAAAUCAUACUUUCUAGUGGAAAUUUUUCCUUUUACUACUCUAUUGGUAUUAAAACUUUUGAUUAUAAUCACAUAAACUUUCUGCAAGUAUCUAUUGCUGUUUCCUCUAGAUAUUUGCACAUACGUAUUUUAUAUUGGGUUUAAUACCUUGUUUUUAUAGAUUCUUAUUUUGCUGUUAUAUCUGGAACCAAGCUUUAUACUCAAAUACAAAUUUUCAUUAUAAACAUACUUAAACAUAUUUAAUAGCUGUAUGGGUGGGUGUAUGGAAAGUUCACAGUUGUAUGGAUGGAUAGGAUAGAGGGAUAAAUGUGUAGUACAGAUUUAGCCUAUUACCUCUUUUUCCCAUCUAUUAUGGUAUCUUCAGCAAAAGUUUCAUUUCCUUUUUGCCUCCACGUGAGACACCUCGCCCUGUUCUGCCAGGUAAAGAGAAACAUAAGUAGUGAUCCAUUCUUAUUUCUCCCUCAAGUCAAAAGACCAAAUAUGAAUUAUUGGACAAAAGCUCUGAAUUAUCCCAACAAAUUAUUCUGAUAAUAUACUUUAUUAGUUUAGCUGUUUUCACUUUGUCUUUUGAAAUGAGGAUACCUGAUAGUAAGAGAUUCCUUCUCCUAUUUAUCUUUUCAAAGUAAAGUCCUUUAAAUUCUCUCUACUAGCAUUUGGAGAGACUUAAUACAAAUAUCCUCCCUCCUAGAUCUGAUAAGCAGUUCAUCGCAUUAAUCAUGAGACUAUAGAUUUGCUUUUUUUCCUAUUGAAACUUAUUGAUCUUGGAUUGUGGGUAUUUAAAAUAGAGGAUAGCAAUGUAAACCUUGAAAAAGUUGCUAAUUACAAGUGAUGUUAAAUUUUUUUGUUCACCUGUUCACUUUUUCUCCUUGAGGGAAGGAAGUAGCGCAAUAUUUCUCGAGGGCUUGGAAAUAUGCAGAUUUUCUAUGAAUUGUCUCACUUAAUCUUUUUUUUUAAAGAUUAAUUUAUUUGGAAGUCCAAGUUACACAGAGAGAAGGAGAGGCAGAGAGAGAGGGAGAGAGAGGUCUUCCAUCUGCUGGUUCAUUCCCCAGUUGGCUGUAAUGGCCAGAGCUGCGCUGAUCUGAAGUCAGGAGCCAGGAGUUUCCUCCAAGUCUUCCACAUGGGUGCAGGGGCCCAAGGACAUGGGCCAUUUUCUACUGCUUUCCCAAGCCAUAGCAGAGAGCUGGAUUGGAAGAGGAGCAGCCGGGACUCGAACCAGCACCCAUAUGGAAUGCCAGAACUGCAGGUGGUGGCUUUACCCUCUACACCACAGUGCGGGCCCCUAUCUCACUUAAUCUUUAAACAACUUUGUGAGAGUGUUAAUCCCACUUUAUAGUUGUGGUAGCUGAGGCUGAGAGGUAAGAGGUAUAACUUAUUUCUGCAAGAUUAGAAAGUGAUUUCUUGAUGGGAAAUGGUUUUAUGAAACUCAAACUUGUGUACAUUUAUCACCUAACUGAGUCAUUUUGGCUGUCAUAUGAUUAAACCAGAAGAAAUGCUUAUUCAGAAAGAAAAAUUUUAUCGUUAGAUAUUAACUCAUAUUUUUGGUAAGUGCUGUAGUAAUUUUUGUGGUAAUAUUUAUUUAUUUUUACUUAUUUGGGGGGGGGGAGAUUUGACCCACUACAUCACUCCCUAAAUGCUUGCAAUUGGCCCAGCAGAGCCAAAUUGAAGCUAGAAGCUAGGAACUCAAUCCAGAUCUCUCACAUUGUUAGCAAGCAUCCAACUACUUGAACCAUCACCUAUUAAUUCCCAAGGUACACAUCAACAGGAUGCUGGACUUGAGAGCCAAGUUGUAUCUGUAACUCAGACACUUCUGGGAUGAGGGUGUCUUAACCCCUAGACCAAAUGCUUGGCCUCCUAGACUGUUUCUAAUAUUUUCUUUCAUGUUGUUUUAGUAUCUGAUAGUAUACUAAUUUCUUGAAUAAUUCACUGGAAAAUAAGUCUGAAGACCCAGUUAAUGAAGUAAUUCUAAUGUUUUGGUAUACAACCUUUUUCUACCAUUAACAGGAAACUAAGAGCAUGCCUGUUCUCAUAAAUACCUUCACCAUGAAAAUAUUAACUACCUCCUAAUCAGUUACCCAAUUACCUUUCUGUUGUGUUCUUAAAAUUCAGACUGAUUGGGGCCAGCGUUGUAGUGUAGUGUGUAAAGCCAUCACUUGAUGUGUCGGCAUCACGUUUGGGCACUCAUUCAUGUCCUGGCUGCCCCACUUUCAGUUCAGCUCCCUGCUGGUGGCCUGGAAAAGCAGCAGAUGAUGGCCCAAGUACUUGGGCCCCUGCCAUCCAUCUGAGAGACCGAGAUAAUCUCCUGGCUCUUGGCUUUGGCCUGGCCUAGUCCCAUCCAUUAUGACCAUCUUGGGGGUGAACCAGUGGAUGUAAGAUAUCUCUCAGUCUUUCUCUUUUUGUCUCUCCCUCUCUCUCUCUGUCUAUCUUUUAAUAUAAGUAGAGCUUUAAAAAAAUUGAUGCUGAUUAACACUGUAGUUUUUAGGACUACCAAUUAGAUUGCAUAGUCAUGUACAUAAACUCCAUGCAACAGCUAUGAGAUUUUUUUUUAAAGUUUAUAGAAAAUGUAUAAUGAAAAAACUACUCAUGGAUUUCAAACCUUUUUUUAUACAAAAAUGAACUAAUUCCAUUUUCCAUUAACUUUAUGAAUUCCUUUGUAUUUUCAAGAACUUUUCAGUCUGUAACUUACACUUUUGUGGUUAUGAGAAAUAUGGCUCUCUGAAAAGCUUUCAAAGGUUAUUGGGGUCAGAAUACGUAUAUCUGAUUUUAUGUUUCAUAGUUUCUUCUUCGUUUUCACCUUUAAAACAGUCAUAUCUCCCACUAGGACUUCAACUAUGUCUGACAAUAUUAUAGCAGUUGCCCUAAGGUUAACAUCUCUCUCUACCUUCUUGUGUUCCAAGUGUAGAAUAAUCCAACGUACUUUAACAGAGAAACACUUUGAUCUUGGGCAAAGAGAUCUGAAAUACAGCUGGGACCUAAGAAUUCUUUGAAACUGUGAGGCUACGAGAAACUAAAAUGUCUAUGGCAGUUGGAAGGAUUCCUUUCUCCUUUCUUCAAAUGUAUUUGGAAGGGGAGACAUCUUAUAUGGAAUAAUUUAGUAGGAAGGAAAUACUAAUUAUUAAGAAUAAAGAAGUUCUCUUAUUUUUUCUUAGUCUGAAAUGGUAAAUUGUUACUUCAGUAUGGGACCACUCUUGCUUUUCAGGUGUUAUGAGAUUGCCUAUUUAAUGGAUAUACUCCAAUAAGGUAUCUGUCUCUUGUUCUUCAAUAUCAAGGAGGCCUCUGUUGGGUACUUUUUAAUAUUUGCCUCAUUGUUCAUGCUGAGGUUAAGAUCAUUUUAAGGAUAGUACAAGGAAGAGAAAAUGACUACUGGUGUAAUAUGUCUCCUGAGAUACUCCCUGAACACACCAGUCCUCAUAGUAUUUCACUAAAUCAGUUUAUUGUAAUGGUGUUUGGUGAGGGAGGAGAGGAGAUGCAAAUGCAGUUUCAUGAACGAUCUAUUUUUAAGCAAAGAUUUUUCAUGUAAAUUUAGUUUGAAGAUAUAUUUGAAGAACCAUACAGGAAAAAUAAAAGUAUCUUUUUCUUCCAAAGUAAAAUCAGCCCAUCUUGGGACUGGAAUGGAACCUGCUAUAAGCAUUCAAGAGUAAUCAAGAACACAAGUUAUGUGCUCUCAGUGAUGGGUUUAAUUGACAGGAAACAGAAUUCACUUGAAGAUUCUUUGGCUUAAUGUUGGUGGCAGCGUAUGCCCAAAAUUACAGUUGAAAGACAAUAAAAGUAACUACUUAAUAUGCAGUUAAAUUCCAGUUUGAAAAUGCAACCAGAUCCUAGUAUAUUUAUACUGUUCUGGAAUAAUUAUAUGUGCAUAUACAUUUAUUAUGAUUUUCUAUACAAAUCUAAAAAUUACCAUGUUUUGUCCUUUUAAUUCAGAGAGAAAUAAACUCAACUAUUAAGAGAGAGAAUAAAGCUUUAGUUAAAUACAUUGGGAGUUCAUAAUUAAUAACUUUGAAUAUUUUUCUGCCACAGGUAUGAAUUCAGUAUUAAUGCUUUUACCACUGUUUGCAAAGAAAUACAUACCUGUGUGUUUUUUCCUCCUCUGUUUUCUGAUCUGUGGAGCAAUCAUUUAAAAUGUAUUUUCUGGCAAAUGGUUGCUUAAAAAUUUGUUCUUUCCACCCCCAAGUAGCUGCCUCUGACACCUGGAAUGAACCAGGAUGGAUGUCUGUAUUUCCUGCUGAGGCUUCUGUACACAGGAAUUUUAUAUUUACUUAUUGAUUUUAUUUUCAUUUUACUGUAAAUUGACCUGUAUUUCAUCUUAUUCUAAAAUGCCUUGCUGCUUAACUUCUAUGACUCCCCUCCACACACACAUACCCAGGUUGGACUAUAAUCUUAUUUUUGUGUAAAUCCUGGUGUAAGGUUGGUGUUGGACAAGACAUAAAUGUUAUUUGACUUCAGGUACGUGUCUCCAUGUAAGCCAAUCUGAACUCCUUCACAGAGGCAUUGCAUGGAUUCUUUCAAUCUCCAUACCUCCAUAACCAUGUUCAUGACUAAGCUUCUCAUUACUUUUCCACAGCUUUAGUUCCAUUCUAAUGUCUAGUUUAUUUUUCAUUUGCAAUUUUAUGCAGCUUUUUGUCAAGUGAAUUUUCUUCCAGGAACACCACGAAGUGUACUCUCCCUGCUUUGAAAAUUUCUAGUUCUCAAAUAUUUUAUUUGCCUUCCUUCUUCUUGGUUUUAAGUCUAUUUUUCUUUUAUAGUUGAGUAGUAAUUAAUCUAUACUCAUUUCUUUCUUGCUUAUUCUCUUUGUAAUAUCCAUUUAUUCAUAUUCCUACCUGGACAAAAGCUUUAAUGAGAUCCAUGGCCAUAUAAAACACAUUUGGCUGUAUGGUUUACUUUUUUUUUUUUCCUCAGGUUCAUUUUGUGCCAUUGAAAGUACUUGUCUUGCUCAGGCAGUCUGUGGGCAAGCCAAAAGUAACUCAUUACCUCUGAGGACUUAUUCGUGUUUUUGGAGUGUGUGAUGUUCCAUUGAAUUCUAUAUGUGAAAGAGAUACACUGUUUGCUCUUAGGUAAUUUAAAGUUCUAAUUCAGGUUAGAUAAAGAUUUAUACAAAAAUUUACCUAUAGAGCUGUGAAAAUUAUUAUACAGUGUGACCAUAUGUUUUACGUAAGGGCAGUGGAAUGGCUAUAGUUCUUUGUGUAAUUGUUUGUUUGUUUGUUUGUUUUUUUGGUGUUUUUUUUUUAAAUGCAGAUUUGUUCCUUGCAAAAUAACCUCUGAAGGAAUCUUUCCUUCUGUCUCUUGAGAUUAUGAAAUGCUAUAAAUGCCCUGAGGGAAUAUAUAUUGUAGGUUAUAGGAGCCCUCAUGAAGAUAACAUUUCCUUUGUGCUUUGUGGUAGUAGGAAGUUUCUCUACCAAUGAAAUGUUGUAACCUCCCAUGUGCCUUGGUGAAAUCAGAUUCAUCUGGGGUGUAUUGGUAAUAGAAGAUAGGUGAAGCAUAUUGGUUUCUGAACCUCAGGGGAAAAAGGAGGCGCCUCCAUUUGGGGGGAUUUGGAAAUUAUGUGAGAAAAUAGGAGCUGUGUGGUGGUUGCCUACAAGAAGAAUCUUAAAGGAGAAUCUUAAAGAAUCUUAUUUUUAUGUUUCUGGAUAGUACCUCAUUUUACUUCUUUUCCUUUCUUAUUCCAGGGGAUGCAAUGGAAUAAGUGAAUGGUUAGAGCGUUUACUGAGGAAGAGUUGUUUUGGGGAAUAACAAGCCUUUUCAGAUCUCUUUUGCCCUAUUCAGUUUCUAAGAGAGUUGCAAACGUAUCUGAACCAUACCAAUAUCUGACCAUUCCAUUUAAUUAUUUGAAAUUAAUAUCAUUUAAGAUUUUCUGUUCUUUUUUUCUGCAUAUUUUCUCCAGAAGAUUUUCCUCUGAGGUUUUAGCUUUGUGAGUUACAUAUUCUCUGACUAAUAUGAAGUUCUUGUAUCAAAUUUCAGCAUGUUAUAAUUCUUGGAAUCAGAACAUUUCCUGCUUGUACAUUGAAUUUUCAUCAAUUGUGGGUCAUUCUUGAUGGGUAUAAUUUGAAAUAAGGGGACUUGUGUUCUGGAAUAGAUAAUAGUGGUAAAGGAGGCGUAAAUUUUCUGUACUAAGAAGCCUUGGAAAAAUAAGAAUGAGGUAAGCUAAAGUUAAGAAUUGCAUUCCAAUGGCCAAGAGACAAAACUAACCAAGCAACAAAACCCCUAUUGGUGUGUAAUAGAGGCAGGUGGAAGCAGAAUUUAAUAACAGGUGCCUUAAGUAUUUUUGUCUUCAGAAACUGACGUACAGUAGGUGCUUAAUAAAUAGUUGUUAAGUAAAGUAAUGAGGGUAAACAAGGAGGAUAGGGGAGUUAAAGUACACAGUCAUAAAGGAUGAUCGCAUGGGGAGCAGUCUUGGGUGGAUGUGGGGUGAAGGCAUUAAGCUUCUCAGUGCACUUUUUUUUUAAUUUAUAAGUAUCCUAUUGAAAUUUUAGGAAGAGUUUCUGAACUUUUGGUUGAAAUUAAAUGGUAUAUCAAAGUCAGUUGUAAGGCCUCACUGUUAACCACAAAUAUGUAAAAUGUCAUUCAGUAUCUUUUUUCAUGAUGUGUCUUUAUUGUUAAUGUGAAUAUAAAAUAUUUUACAUUAUUUAUGGGUUAAUUUUGGAUCUUUAACUUUUUCUGUAUAAUCGUAAAUUUUUUUUUCAUUUUCGAUUCUCUUUAUAUACAGAAGAUCAGUUUAGCAUACAUUAAGUAAAGAUUUCAACAGUUUGCUCCCACACAGAAACAUAAAGUGAAAAAUACUGUUUGAGUACUAGUUAUAGCAUUAAAUCUCAAUGUACAGCACACUAAGGACAAAGAUCCUACAUGAGGAGUAAGUGCACAGUGACUCCUGUUGUUGACUUAACAAAUUGACAUGUAAAUUUUAUGAGUAAAAGGUAGCCUCUUUUUUGAUUUAGAUACCUGACACUAGUGAUUAGAGUUGAUGAUAAAGGAAUUAAGUUGUUUAAAAUUAUUCCAGGUGGCCUUGUUGCCUACUUUGAGCAGUGGUCGGCCUCUCCACAUAGAACUCUGGAGUGGGAGAUUCAGAAUCCAAUCUCUUCUCCCUCCCCCUCCUGGUUACAAAUCACUUGAAAUUUAUAAGUUAAUGGAACUUUGCUUGAGUGAGAUUUUUUUGAUCUUCAGCUACAUUUUUCAGCUUUGUGAAGAACCUAGCAUCAAAUGCAAUGGCAAGCAAUGUUACCAACAAGACAGAUCCUCACUCCAUGAACUCCUGUGUAUUCAUUGGGAAUCUCAACACUCUUGUGGUCAAGAAGUCUGAUGUAGAGGCAAUCUUCUCGAAGCAUGGCAAAACUGUGGGCUGCUCUGUCCACAAGGGUUUUGCCUUUGUUCAGUGUGUUAAUGAGAGAAAUGCCUGAGCUGUAGUAGCAGGAGAGGAUGGCAGAAUGAUUGCUGGCCAGCCAGGUGUUAGAUAUGAAUCUGGCUGCAGAGCCAAAAGUGAACUGAGGAAAAGCAGGUGUGAAACGAACUGCAGCGGAGAUGUACGGCUCCUCUUUUGACUUGGACUAUGGCUUUCAACGGGAUUAUUAUGACAGGAUGUACAGCUACCCAGCACGCGUUCCUCCUCCUCCUCCUCCUCCUAUUCCCCGGGCUGUAGUGCCCUCCAAACGCCAGCGUGUAUCAGGAAACACCUCAAGAAGGGGAAAAGUGGUUUCAAUUCGAAGAGUGGACAGCGAGGAUCUUCUUCCAAGUCUGGAAAGUUGGAAGGAGAUGACCUCCAGGCCAUUAAGAAGGAGUUGACCCACAUGAAACAAAAAGUGGAUUCUCUGCAGGAAAGCCUGGAAUAAAUUGAAAAGGAGCAGAGCAAACAAGGAGUAGAGAUGAAGAAUGGUAAGUCAGAAGAGGAGCAGAGCUGCAGCUCCCUGAAGAAAGAGGAGACUAGAAGAUGGAGUCUGAGGGGGGUGCAGAUGACUCUGCUGAGGAGGGGACCUACUGGAUGAUGAUGAUGAUAAUGAAGAUGGGGGAUGACCAGCUGGAGUUGACCAAGGAUGAUGAAAAAGAGGCUGAGGAAGGAGAGGAUGACUCUUCAGCACAUAGUGGGGUUUAGGAAUCUUAUCCCAUGAUUUCUUUACCUAGGCGCUUGUCUAAGAUCAACAUUUUCACCAGAUCCUCUCCCCUGGUAUCUUCAGCACGUGCUCACUGUUCGCCCCAUCCUUGUCCUUCCCAUGUUCAUUAAUUCCUAUUGCCCUGCGCCUAGUCCCAUUUUCACUUCCUUUGAUGCUCCUAGUAGUUUUGUUAAGUCUUGCCCUGUAAUUUUUGCUUUUAAUUUUGAUACCUCUUUAUGAUUUAGCAAUAAAAAGGAUGUAUGGUUUUUUUCAGCUGUCUCCAAAAUAAUCUCUUGUUAAUGCAGGGAGUACAGUUCUUCCCAUUCAUGAGCUCAGUAGUUGCUUCCCUAACUGCAAAAGCCAUCUCAUUUAGUUGAGUAGCAUCUGCAAGCGGCGAGCGGCUUUGAGUUAGAAGUAUGUGCUGCUCCACAUACAGUGCUGUGUGGGGCUGUUCAACACAACUGUAACAAUGUAUUUUUGUGAAUGAGAGUUGGCAUGUCAGAUGCAUCAUCUAGAAAAAAAAGUAGUGUAAUAGUCUUAAUAUUUGUUUUCUAAAGUUGAUACUGUGGGUUAUUUUUGUGAACAGCCUGAUGUUGUGACCUUUUUCUCAAAAUAAACAAGUCCUUAUUAAACCAGGAAUUUGGAGAAAAAAAUAAAA